Talaromyces proteolyticus is the source of this 684-nucleotide messenger RNA. Its product is annotated as putative methyltransferase-domain-containing protein. The annotation marks the transcript as partial. The transcript is spliced from 2 exons. The record is from RefSeq and is a predicted model, not a curated record. NCBI's taxonomy places the organism in Eukaryota, Fungi, Ascomycota, Eurotiomycetes, Eurotiales, Trichocomaceae.
UCUGAUUCCGACGAUGAUGCUGACCUCAUGAUUUUCGAGUCACUGAUUCCCAUCCGAGACAUAAAACAAGCUGGCACAAUAAAAGUCACGUUCGAUGGUCUUUUAAAGGAACCGCUCGUACUCCAAGAGGACCUGAAAGAAGGAUGUGGGGGGCAACUUUGGCCAGCAGGCAUGCUGUUAGCGAGAUACAUGCUCCAAGAGCAUAGAACAGAUCUCGUUGACAAGACCAUAGUCGAACUAGGAGCAGGAGGCGGUCUAGUUGGAUUAGCUGUCGCCCAAGGCUGCAACACUAAUAUGCCCAUCUAUAUCACCGAUCAAGUGCCGAUGCUUUCUCUAAUGCAAGCAAAUAUCGCUAUCAAUCGUUUGACGAGCAAGGUGAGCGCAGCUGUGCUGGAUUGGGCCUCACCACCAUCCACAGACCUGCCACAAUACCCCGCUGUCGUGCUUGCUGCAGACUGCGUCUACUUUGAGCCGGCAUUCCCUUUGCUCAUCUCAACACUAGAAAGACUCCUAGGCCCGGAGUCGGUAUGCUAUUUCUCCUUCAAACGCCGUCGACGAGCCGAUGUACGUUGCAUUAAAGCAAUCAAGAAGAAGUUUGCUGUCGUGGAAAUACACCAAUAUCCGGGCUGCCACGAUUACUCAAGAGAGAAUCUAUUUCUUUACCAAAUACAAGCACGCAGUCAA